Pollicipes pollicipes is the source of this 2439-nucleotide messenger RNA. RefSeq names its product bromodomain-containing protein 3-like. Gene Ontology annotation, biological process: chromatin remodeling. The coding region runs from base 1 to 2439 and encodes 812 amino acids. The record is from RefSeq and is a predicted model, not a curated record. The transcript has 16 exons. Gene Ontology annotation, cellular component: CERF complex. NCBI's taxonomy places the organism in Eukaryota, Metazoa, Arthropoda, Thecostraca, Pollicipedomorpha, Pollicipedidae. Gene Ontology annotation, molecular function: protein binding.
AUGGCGCCGCCGGAGGAGGCGCCGGUGGUGCCGUCGCCCCUCGGCGCCAGCAAGCGGCAGCGAGCCGAGCCGGCCGACGCCACCAAGCCCAAGAAGCGGCCCAAGGAGGAGAUGGUGGAGGUGGACUCGGAGGAGGAGCGCGAGGCCGAGCGGGCCCGGGUGGACAAGGAGCGCGAGGAGCGCGAGAUGAUCGAGCGGGAGAAGGAGGAAGCCUUCAUCCGGCGCGCGAUCGCCAUGAUCGAGGCGCGUGAGGCGUCGCGCAAGUACAUCAGCGACAGCCUGUCGGAGAGCGAGAGCGCUAAGGAGAACAAGCUGGCCGGCCGCGUGCUGCAAACGGACGAGGAGCUGCGGGUGGGCAUGUACAAGGCGCUGGAGGCGGUGAAGGCGCACGAGGAGGCCUGGCCCUUCCUCGACCCCGUGGAGGAGGAGUACGCGCCCAACUACUACGCCGUCAUCCGGCGGCCCAUGGACCUCAACAAGCUGGAGAGUCGGCUGGACGCGGGCGUGUACCAGACCCGCGAGCAGUUCGAGGCCGACUUCAAGCUGAUCGUCGACAACUGCAAGCUGUACAACGGUCUGGAGAACGAGUACACGGAGAUGGUGGUGAACAUCGAACGCGAGUUCCGCAAGGCGGUGCACAAGUACCUGGACAUCGAGGAGGACGAAGACGACAUCUUCAUCGACGUGUCGCAGGUGCAGCCGAAGCAGCGGCGCGCGUCGCCGCGGCCGGCUACCGCCGGGCCGGGCAAGAAGCGCGGCCGCAAGCCCAAGAAGAAGCAGGCUAUGUUCAUCGACUACAGCGACGACGAGCUGCUGAGCUCGCCGCGCUCCAAACCGCCGACGGCCGAGGACGCCGAGCGGCUGUUCGAGGACCUGCUGAAGACGGCUGCAAUGCAUCAAGGCAAGCGGGACAGGAGCAAACAGCGCGCGCCGGCGGCGGAACAGGAGCGGCCGCCCGGCAAGAGCAAGGAGAAGGGCAGCAAGAGGUCCCGCUCGCAGAGCAAGGACAAGAAGGAGAGCAAGCGGAAGAAGAGGAAAACGCACGGCAAGGAGAAGAAGGGUCACACCGUGCCAGAAGAAGUGGACAGCGUCGAAAAGGAGGAAGAGGCGAUCAGUCCGAACGCUGCUGACGCCGGCCACGCCGGCCAGCCCGGUUGUCGAGCCCAGAGCCGAAAGCCCAAGUCAAAGCCGGAGUCCAAGCCGAGGACAUCCCUGCGGCAGAAGAACGCCGCGCUCAAGGAUGCCGCCGAGCAGAAGCAGGCCAAGCCCAAGCCGCUCUUCAACAGCCGCUCCAUAUCGAAGGAGGAGAGCGCCAAGCUGGGCCAGCUGAUCUCGCGCGUGCGCGAGUCGCGCGGCGGCGGCACCACGCUGCUCUCCAACGGGCCCGGUCUGACCAUGGGUAAGGUGCUGGGCGGCGCUGUCGAGCGCGACAAGUCCGGCGCAGAGAUCUGGGAGGAGAUGGUGAAGGCGCGCGAGGCGCAGCGACUCGAGAGUGAGAAGCGCCGCCUCGAGUCGGCCAGCUCGCAGUCGCCGGCGCAGCCGGACGCCAAGUCGCCGUUCUACCAGACCAGCUCGGAGAGCGAGAAAUACCAGAAGUCGCCGGCCUUCUCGCCCAAGCAGCCGCCGUCGGCCGGCUUCGACACGGCCAAGUACAACGGUGGCGUCAAGCCUGGCUUCUACCAGGACAUGACGCAGAAGACGGCCAGCCCGGACAAAUCGCCGUACCGGCGGCCCGGCUCCGUGGCCAGCACGCACUCGCCGGCCUCGGUGGCCGGCAGCCCGGCGUACCAGCCCAACAGCCCGCAGCUGCUGCAGCGCCAGAAGGGCCAGCAGCUCGAGCACCAGGUGCGGCUCAUUCAGGAGCAGAAACAGAAGCAACAGAGAUGCUCGUGGGACGCCAACUCGGUCUCCUACUUCAAGCAGAUGGCCAGUCCGCACAUGCAGCUGUACCACCAGCAGCAGCAGACGAUGAAGGCAUUCCAGCAGCAGCAGCAACACUCGUCGGCGUCUGGCCUCAACCUGGGCGGCCUCGGCGGCCUGGUGGCCGGCGCCGGCUACAACCCGCUCGGCCUGGCCUCCAGCUUCCAGGCGCACUCGCUGGGCGGCAGCACCUACCCCUACCUGCUGGGCCAGUCGCGCUCGCCGCAGCCGGCGCACCAGAACUUCUCGCAGACGCACGCGUCGCUGUCGCAGAUGAGCGGGCAGGCGCGCGGCGCGGCCGGCUCGCCGCACAGCUCCCAGGCCUUGCCGCUCACCUCCGACCCCAUGUACCAGCAGUACUACCGGCAGCAGGAGGAGCUGCUGCUGCACCACCAGGCCGGCGCCGCCAUGAUGGGCCCUGAUGGGCCGCCGCCGCCGGCGGCUUACCCGCCCGGCUACCCGCACCUGCCGUCGCUGCGCCAGGCGCCGGCCGGCUCCGCCGCGUACAACUACCUGUGA